Euleptes europaea (tarantolino) is the source of this 1570-nucleotide messenger RNA. RefSeq names its product occludin-like. Gene Ontology annotation, cellular component: membrane; transcription elongation factor complex; bicellular tight junction. Gene Ontology annotation, molecular function: cis-regulatory region sequence-specific DNA binding. The record is from RefSeq and is a predicted model, not a curated record. NCBI's taxonomy places the organism in Eukaryota, Metazoa, Chordata, Lepidosauria, Squamata, Sphaerodactylidae. Bases 1 to 1545 code for a protein of 514 amino acids. Gene Ontology annotation, biological process: positive regulation of transcription elongation by RNA polymerase II; snRNA transcription by RNA polymerase II; bicellular tight junction assembly. The transcript is spliced from 7 exons.
AUGUACAGUAGCAAGAAGACAUACGAUGGCCCCCCCAACAGCUAUGGCCCCCAUGGAGAUGAUUAUGGGUAUGACAUCCAAUCGCCUCCUCCUGGCUCCUACUAUGUGGAGGAUGUGCCCCAGUACUUCUACAAGUGGAAUUCUCCUCCUGGCGUGGUGAGGAUUUUGGAGGCCACGGGGGUUCUGCUAAGCGUCACCAUCUUUGCUUGUGUGGCGUCCACCUUGGCCUGGGAAUACGGUUAUGGUGUUUACGGUGGCUCGAUGGGCGGGUAUUAUGGUAGCGGAUACGGUGGUGGCAUGGGCUACGGAGGAGGAGGAGGGGGAUACGGCGGUUACGGCGGUUACGGCGGUUACGGCGGUUACGGAGGCUAUGGAGGCAUGACCAACCCUCGGGCUGCCAACGGUUUCAUGAUCGCCAUGUCGGUGCUGGCCUUCAUUACUCUCCUGGCGCUCCUGAUCACCAGCCUCAGCAAGUCCAGCGGGUCACGCUCCAGGAAGUUCUACUUGGUGGUCAUCAUUGUGUGUGCCAUCUUGGCCUUCAUCAUGCUUAUCGCUUCUAUUGUCUACAUCGUGGGGGUCAACCCACGGGCACAGAUGUCCAGCAGCUACUACUACAACCCCAUGCUGGCCGUGUGCAACCAGAUCUACAAUACCGGGUCCUACAUCAACCAGUACAUGUAUCACUACUGCAUCGUUGACCCACAAGAGGCUGUUGCAAUUGUCUGCGGCUUCCUCCUCGUCAUCCUUCUUUGUGUCAUCUGCUUCUUUGCGAGCAAGACGCGGAACAAGAUCUGGAGGUUCGGGAAACCUAACAUUUACUGGGACAAGCCGCCACCUUUCCAGGAGGGACCCAACGUAGAGGAGUGGGUGAAGAACGUUGCUGACGUAGCUAGUACCCACGACGAGACGGCUACUCUGGCUUACUCAGAAAAGCCCACAGCCCCGGUCAGCGCUCCUGCCAGCCCGUACAACUACAGGGGUUCUGCAAAUGGCUACUACCCCACCGAAAACAGAAACAGCACACCUUUACGCACGUCCGCUGACAAUCGCGCCAGGACCUUUAGCACCAGCACCUUAGAAGAGAAGGCCAGAGAGACCCCCAGCAGGCCAUCAGCCCGCAGGGGACGGAGGCGACGGAGGAAUCCGGAACUUGACGAAUCCCAGUAUGAGACAGACUACACCACAGCGAUGGAGUCCAGCGACGAGCAAGAUCAGGACGAAUGGAAAAGCCUGUACCCGCCCAUUACGUCAGACGGGAUCCGGCAGGAAUACAAACAAGAUUUUGCCUCGGACCUCAAGCAUUAUAAGCAGCUGUGCGCGGAGAUGGAUAGCAUCAACGACCAGAUUAACCAGCUCAGCAAACAGCUGGAUCAUUUGCCCGAAGACAGCCUGCAGUACCAGGGAGUGGCGGAGGAAUACAACCGGCUGAAGGAUUUAAAACGCACUCCCGACUACCAGAGCAAGAAGAUGGAAAGCAAGUCCCUUCGAAACAAGCUCUUCCAUAUCAAACGGAUGGUGAGCGAGUAUGACAAAAACAGAGGCUGAAUAACCCAAGGAGAACCGUGGCGCU